Molecule: messenger RNA, 1689 nt
Organism: Mytilus trossulus (common blue mussel)
Lineage: Eukaryota; Metazoa; Mollusca; Bivalvia; Mytilida; Mytilidae
Exons: 2
Coding region: 1-1689 (562 amino acids)
Molecular function (GO): nucleic acid binding; zinc ion binding
Source: RefSeq, a predicted model, not a curated record
AUGUUACAGGACAAUACGUUCAAAUUGAACGAACAAGCGAGUCUUAGUCGGCUGCCGCCAACCGAACCAUCAGUCUUUUUUGGUGAUCCUUUAAAAUAUCCUGCGUGGAAAUCAUCGUUUCAAAAUUUUAUUGAACAACGAAAAAUUCCGACGUUUGAGCUUAUACAUUACUUGCGAAAGUAUGUCGGAGAUUCAGUGCGAGAGGUAAUUGAAAACUUUCUAAUAUUGUCUACUGAAGACGCUUACGAUGAUGUAAAGGAACUCCUAGAGAAGAGAUUCAGUGAUCCGUUUAUUAUCAGCAAUGCAUUCCGUGAUAGACUCGAUAAUUGGCCGAAAGUACCGUCUAGAGAAAAUAUUGCACUAAGAAAAUUUUCCGACUUUCUAAAACAGUGCUUGUCUGCGAUGAAAACGAUGGGAACAUUGAACGCGUUAAACGACAAUAGAGAAAAUCGAAAACUUUUGUCGAAACUACCAGAUUGGGUUGUAACUCGAUGGUCCAGAAUCGUUGCGAAACACAAAGACGAUAAGCGUGAAUUUCCUUCAUUUCAAAUGUUUGUAGAUUUUGUAGAAAAAGAAGCAAUCAAAGCAAAUGACCCGGUAACGUCGAUACAGUCGGUCAGAUCAGAGACUACAAAUAGUAGUAGUGACAAGUUUAAGACAAAUCGAUUUCAGCACGGUAAAUAUGAUAAUCAGCGUAGAAAUGUUCUUGUGACAGAAACUUCGCGAGUGCCUGAUAAAAACAAUAACAGUUACAACAAGGAUCUAACAUGUACAUUGUGUAAGAAAACUGGUCAUUUCAUCGAUUCAUGUUAUCAGUUUCUUAAGAAGUCAGUGAACGAGCAAAAUAACUUUGUGAAAGAAAAUGGACUUUGUUUUGGUUGUCUUGGAUAUGAACAUACUUCGAAGAAAUGUCAAAAACGUAAAAAGUGUGAGGUAUGUUCAAGGUUUCAUCCAACAUCUUUACAUGGUGACUUUCAAAAACCAAUCAUUUCUGUCAACAAGGAUAAACCGUUAGAAACUGGCACCGUGGAAAAUUAUAAGUCACAGACCGGAUCCGUUUUCAUGAACAAUACAAAAGCAAGUUGCAAAAGUGCUAUGAUUGUGCCUGUUUAUGUGUCGCAUUCAGACGAUCCCGAGAAUGAAAGACUUGUUUAUGCUUUACUAGACACACAGUCCGACACUACUUUUGUUUUAGACGAAACACGUUUUGACAGUCGUAAAAUAAAAGGUAUAGUGGUAAGGGGAUUUGACAGUGAAGUUAGAAUACCGCUGCCACAGGUAUUUACACGUGACAUCAUGCCAGCAAACCGAUCUCAUAUUCCUACAGCUGAAAUGGCAUGUCGAUGUUUAUAUUUAGAACACAUUGCAGAAAAGUUGAUGCCCGUCCAAGAUUGUGAGUUUGGGCUUUUGAUUGGUUACAAUUGCCCUCGUGCACUUAUUCCACGUGAGGUCUUACCUUCAAUUGAUAAUGGACCGUAUGGACAGAAAACUGAUUUAGGAUGGGGAAUCGUUGGUAUAGUUGAUCCCUUGCAAGAAGACAACUGUGACUCAAUAGGAUUCAGUCACCGUACUCUUGCUCUUGAGGUUUCGAAUGAGUUAUCAAUUAAAGGGAAUAAAAGCGGAGAUUCAGAACAUGUUUACUUUUCGUUUGGUUCGAGCGUUAAGGAAAUAAUUCCAAUGCCCGCAUGA